AUGCGAUCGAUACUGUUCCUCGCGUCCUCCUUGCUGCUGGCACUGCUGCUCGUCAUCCAGGCGAACGCAGCACUUUCGCAACCCAAGCUGAGCUACGUGCUCAAGUCGGCCAAGCUCGCCCUCUCGACGGUUGACGGGUCGUCUCGUCUCUCAAAGGAGUUCUCGACACAUCCUGACUACUCGAAGAACACGGCGCCCUUUGACACCGCCAACCCAACGCAGCUGGAGAACGAUGAUGUGAUCAGGUUCACCUUCAGCCUCGGGGUGGAAGACGCGAAUGGAAAGAAGGUCGGCAGUCAGGAUGGACCUGCGCUUGGCAAGGAGCACGUGCCUCAUCAAUCUUUCAUCGUACUCGCUUUGAACAAUGGUGAGGAGGCUUCACAUGCUUGGCCCGUCGUCGUCAAGCCCAGCACUGGCAAGGUCUCGUGGAACUUGAGGAUGGACAGAAUUCCAGCGACGCUCCUUCGAGCACAAUCGCCAUUGACGCUCUCGCUGCUCAUCGCCAACUUCCCCUCGAACUCGGCUUCUGAAGGCGCCUACGCGCCGCUCUCGCUGCCUCUUGUCUCGCUCAGUCCACCAUCUAGUCUGGUCGAUGCCGCUCUCGCAUCGACUUCUUCCUCGUUGUCGGCUCGAGAGAAGGCGGAGAUCGAACAAGGCUUCCACGGUCUGCCCGAGCACAGGCACACGUUCGGCAUUCCACCUACCGAGACAAUGCCGAGCACCAAGGUCAGCGGCCUCGCCUCGCUCGUCACUGCAGUCGUGCCGUGGGUGUUCCUGGUGGGCGCACUGGGCAUCGUCAAGCCCGACAUCCAGUCGCCAUCGUCGAAAGCGCUGGUGCUGUUCGCUGCGCUGGCGGGUCUGGAGGGUCUGGCUGUAAGGUACUGGAUCGGAUUGACGCUCUUUCAGAUGCUGCCACUGCUGUUGGGCGCGGGUCUUUUCACCAUUGUUGUCGGUAGGAGCGCGCUGGUGGAGCUGAGGAAGAAGCGUCUUGCAGUGUCGUCAUAG
Molecule: messenger RNA, 1005 nt
Organism: Kalmanozyma brasiliensis GHG001
Lineage: Eukaryota; Fungi; Basidiomycota; Ustilaginomycetes; Ustilaginales
Product: Dolichyl-diphosphooligosaccharide--protein glycosyltransferase subunit Swp1
Exons: 2
Coding region: 1-1005 (334 amino acids)
Biological process (GO): protein N-linked glycosylation
Cellular component (GO): membrane; oligosaccharyltransferase complex
Source: RefSeq, a predicted model, not a curated record